Messenger RNA from Camellia sinensis, 1689 nucleotides. Its product is annotated as UDP-glycosyltransferase 91C1. The record is from RefSeq and is a predicted model, not a curated record. Lineage: Eukaryota; Viridiplantae; Streptophyta; Magnoliopsida; Ericales; Theaceae. Gene Ontology annotation, molecular function: UDP-glucosyltransferase activity.
CAAACAAUUCCCGCCUUGAACCAAAACUCAUUCACUCGAGCCCCAAACAGGCACACCCUCUCUUCACCACCUUAAAAAAAAACUCAGUUGGCCGGAAAAAAUGGAGAGAGACAUUCACGCAGUGCUUGUUCCGUUUCUCGCAUUCGGCCACUUAAUGCCAUUUUACGAGCUCUCCGUCGCCUUAGCCAAAGGCGGUAUUCACGUCUCCUUCGUCUCAACCCCCAAAAACAUUCUCAGACUCCCCAAACUCCCUCCCCGAUUAUCACCACUCAUCACUUUUGUUUCGCUUCCGUUACCGGCAUUGGGCUCGGGACUCUUGCCCGAAGGUGCCGAGGCCACUGUCGAUCUCCCGACCGACAAAACCGAGCACUUAAUGGCCGCAUUCGAUCUCCUCAAACAACCCUUCAAGCAAUUCGUAGCCGAACAAUCACCCGAUUGGAUCGUCACCGAUUUCGCCUCUUAUUGGACUGUUGAUGUAGCUAAGGAGUACCAUGUCCCAAUUGUGAUCUUCUCUGCCUUCUCUGCAUCCACUAAUGUGUUCUUCGGCCCACCGGAAUAUUUAUCCGGUGAUGGUCGGAGAAGAGUGAGGUCGUCGCCGGAGGACCUGACGUCGCCGCCGUGGUGGGUCAGUUUCCGAUCAUCAGUGAGUUAUCGUCACCACGAAGCAAUCAGAACCAUUGCUGUGUUCUAUACAGCAAAUGCCUCCGGCAUUGCUGAUUCCGAACGAUUCGCUAAAGCACUUCAUGGGUGUCGAGCCGUGGCGAUUCGUAGUUGCAGAAAGUUUGAAGACGAGUACUUCGAUUUGUUUGGGAAGAUAAUUGGUAAGCCGGUGAUUCCCACUGGGUUUCUUCCGCCGGAAAAACCAAACAAAACCCAAAUCGCCGCCGCACACGACGGCCCGUGGAGUAAGAUCUUCGAAUGGCUGGAUGAACAGAAACCCAAAUCGGUGGUGUUCGUUGGAUUCGGAAGCGAGUGUAAACUCAGCAGAGACCAGACUUACGAGAUAGCCUCCGGGGUAGAGUCAUCAGAAUUGCAAUUUUUUUGGGCUCUGAGAAAACCCAGUUGGGCCUCCGACGAUCUCGAUGCUCUACCGCCGGAAUUCAAUCGCCGGACUUCUGGCAGAGGAAGAGUCUGCAUUGGAUGGGCACCACAGAUCGACAUUCUGGCUCACCCGUCGAUCGGAGGCUCGUUGUUUCAUGCUGGGUGGGGUUCGAUGAUUGAAACAUUGCAAUUUGGGCAUUGUAUGGUUGUGUUGCCAUUCGUGAUUGAUCAGCCAUUGAAUGCGAGGUUGUUGGUGGAGAAAGGUUUGGCGAUUGAAGUCGAGAGAGGUGAAGAUGGAUCCUUCAGUGGGAAUGACGUAGCUCUGUGUUUGAGAAAAGCUAUGGUUUCUAAGGAAGGAGACGAAAUGAGGGCUCAGGUGAAGAAAGCCGCUGCGAUCUUCGCCGACCAGAAGUUGCAGGAUCUCAAUGUUGCUGGGUUUGUUGAGUAUCUGAAAAAAGGAAGUGCUUGUUGAGAAGUAUCCAUAGGAGUUGGAAUCUCUAGUUCAUAAUCUAUGAUGUUUGGGUCCGUUUGGCCCAUUACGGUCUUAUUUCUUUUUUUUUGAACCAGCAUUACGGUCUUAUUUCAAUCAUUAAAAUUGUUUAUUUUAUGUGACAUUUUCAAUUUAUGGAAUUUAUCACAAUAAAUAAA